AUGUUUUCAAGGGAGAUAACACUAAAGGACGUGAAAGCCACUGAGAAGAACCGGAUUCGUUACUCCUCUAAGCACAUUAAACAUCUUCCACCAGGAACCUUUUGUUGUUUUUUCUUUUUCUUUUUUUACUUUUGUAGGCUUGUGCAAGAGCUUGAGGAUAUUAAUCAUGCUGAAUACAUGAAAUCCAUCUGCAAUGAUGAGACAUUGAGGAAGCUUUCUUCCGGGAAAGUUGGCCAUAUGUUUCUUCUCUCCAAAGAUGACCGCUUUCUCAUUAAGAUUCUUCGCAAAUCCGAAAUCAAGGUCAUACUAGAGAUGCUGCCUGGCUACUACCGACAUAUUCAUAAAAACAGGACAACCUUGUUGUCUAAGAACUAUGGAGCUCAUUCUCUCAAACCUAUUGGAGGUGUUAAGAUAUAUUUUGUCGUCAUGUCAAACAUACUGCAAUCAGAUGUUUUUAUGAACAAGGUCUAUGAUCUAAAAGGUUCAUCACAAGGCCGAACUAACAAAAAGAUCAAAGUGAGAGAUAAAACCAUUUUGAAGGAUACCGACCUUGAUUUUCAUUUCUAUGACCCAAAUUUGUCGUCGCGCAGGCAAACAAAGCUAGACUGUGAACUUUUGGAAGAUGAAGGGAUAAUGGAUUACAGCUUAAUGCUUGGUUUACAAGUGAAAUGCUCAUGUCAAGGUUCAGUUGAUGGAUUAAGCCUUGUAUACGACAGCUUCACAUCACGAGGCUCUGUUGACAGCAAUAGUUCCAAGCUGAUGAAGACAGCCUCAAACUCUCCAGAUAGAUCUUCAACAAUGUAUUCAUGCACUCCGAGCAGAGAUUCAGUUGACAGUGAGAACUCAGUGAUAGAAUCAGUAGCAAGCAUAAGUCCCAGUCCAGCACCAACCAAAGCUUCUGAUUCUUCACAAGGAAGCAUUGCUUCCAUACCAAAAUUCACCGACAUCUUCCAAAACAGCUCAAGCACAAACUUCGGGAUGAAGAUACCGGGACGAGCACGAAGAAUCGAGAGAGGAGAAUCAGGGAGUGUUGUGGGCAAGAACAUUAGCGAAGAAGAGGAAUGGUAUGACGUAAUCUUAUAUCUUGGGAUUAUAGACAUCUUCCAAGACUAUGGUGUGAGGAAACGCAUUGAACAUUGUUACAAGUCUAUUCAAUACAGCUCUAAGACAGUCUCAGCUGUCCAUCCCAAGACAUACUCUUCUCGAUUCCAAGGCUUCGUCUCUCAGAUCUUCUUACCAGAAGAAGAUCAUCCUUAUCAUUCAUAUUAACUUCCAAAUUUUCAUUUAUUAGUUUUAAACUUUGAUUUAUUAACUGUAUGAAUAAAAACAUACAUUAAAAAAGAUAUUUAAUGAUUUUAUAG
Molecule: messenger RNA, 1361 nt
Organism: Brassica napus (rape)
Lineage: Eukaryota; Viridiplantae; Streptophyta; Magnoliopsida; Brassicales; Brassicaceae
Product: phosphatidylinositol 4-phosphate 5-kinase 10-like
Exons: 8
Coding region: 1-1269 (422 amino acids)
Biological process (GO): phosphatidylinositol metabolic process
Molecular function (GO): phosphatidylinositol kinase activity
Source: RefSeq, a predicted model, not a curated record